AUGGCUCCAGCCGUCGCCUACGAUUCGCACCCAAUCAUGCGCCUUGUCAUUCGCAUCUGUCGCGAGAAUUUCACGAGCUUUUCCGGCCACGAUCGCCUUGCGGUCUUCAACGACAUCUUUCAACCGCAGCUCUUGACGAUGGGUUUCGCGAACGGCAGGAUUCCCUACUUCGACUCUCUGGACAGUCAGUGGCGUGACCGGAUCCGAACUCAACGCAACAUUGACAGAUGGGAAACGAUUCUCAAAGACCCAGGAGAGAUGACAGCAGAAGAACUCUGGGCCUACAUCUGGCUCUACGACCUCGUACGCUUGACAGCUGAUCGACUCGGUCUGGGAGACCCGAGUACGGAGUUGGUGAAGUGGGAGGGAGUAGAUUUCAUCCCGCAGUUCAACAUUGAUAACGAGGUGUGGGAUGAGAUGAUGGAGAUUCGGAGGUCGAGCGAGCAGACGGUCAUACAUUCUCGAUCGAGUACCGGACCAUUCAUCGGGUUCAGGGUUGAGUUGCCGGGUGAAUGGGCUGGUGUGGACGGGUACUUCAACGUUGCAAAACCAGAUGUCCCGGAGAUGGAGUCGGAGGAUGAGGAUGACGAGAGUGACGAUGAAGAAGACAGUGAGGAGGACGAAGAUAGUGGUGACGAUGAGUGA
This is a messenger RNA of Cercospora beticola, 645 nucleotides long. RefSeq lists its product as uncharacterized. The record is from RefSeq and is a predicted model, not a curated record. Lineage: Eukaryota; Fungi; Ascomycota; Dothideomycetes; Mycosphaerellales; Mycosphaerellaceae.